Caenorhabditis briggsae is the source of this 1020-nucleotide messenger RNA. Bases 1 to 1020 code for a protein of 339 amino acids. NCBI's taxonomy places the organism in Eukaryota, Metazoa, Nematoda, Chromadorea, Rhabditida, Rhabditidae. The record is from RefSeq and is a predicted model, not a curated record. Gene Ontology annotation, biological process: lipid metabolic process. The transcript is spliced from 7 exons.
AUGAUGAAAAUUUGUCUAAUUCUGGUGCUUAUGCUCCCUCUAAUUACCCAUGCCCUGCAGACUUGUGAACAAUGUAUAAGCUCAGGAAAUCACUACUGCGCGGACACAAAGAUCUGUAACAGUCCAGUGUGCCUCAAUACUAUUACGGUAGCUUUGAAUUGUCCACAUGCCCCGAACGCCACUUAUGAUGACCAUGAAGCCCGAACAAAGUGGCUCCCGUUGUUUGGAGCCGGAGCAACUAAUGAGAAAAUGGCUCAGAAGUGUUUUGACAACAACUGGCCAACCAUGAAACUAUCAAAGCGGAUCCUGGUGAAUUGCAGUGAUCCGAGUCCAAUUCUUCCGACCACCCAAUGCGCCAUGAUCACCGCCGUGGACACAUCUCAACGCAUUUUGGUCCUAUCGUUCCGUGCAACAGUGGGAGGUACCCAGAUGGGAGAGGAGAUUCUGAACUAUUUUGUCGGAAAGAAGCAAUUUUUUGAUGUCGGAAUGAUCUUUGAGUUCUUCUACGAUGCCUACGUGGCACUUUGGAAUGGUGGACUAUCGGCAGAGAUUCGGAAUUUGAAGUAUAAAUAUCCGGAUUAUGAAGUUUGGGUCACCGGCCAUUCUCUUGGAGCAGCGUUGGCAUCUGUUGGAGCCUCUUGGAUUGUCAAAACUGGACUAUUCAAUCCAAAUAAUGUAAAAGUGUUCACUGCGGGACAACCAAGAACCGGAGACUAUAAUUAUGCAAUGUGGCAUCAGAAUACGUUCGCCUACUCCUUCCGCGUGGUUCAUCAUCACGAUAUUGUACCCCAUGUGCCUUUCCAAUACGAGGUGGUUGAUCACGACAAGAUGUAUCAUCAUAGGACAGAAGUUUGGUACAACAACGACAUGUCCGAAGGUUCCCCGUACCAAAUUUGUCCAGAAGCUGAUGGAUUGUACUGUGUAAACCAACAGUUGGAUCUAAGCUGGAACGAUCAUACCCACUAUUUUAAUACGGAUCUAAAUGUUUAUGGAGACCAAGGGUGUCCCAAGAAAAAUUGA